GUGUAAAUGUAACCUGCACUCCAACAGCUGUGUGUUUGACAAGGACAAGGGGAAGCUGGGGUGUGAGUGUGAACACAACACAACAGGUCCAGACUGCGGCCGCUGUAAGAGGCACUACAACGGACGACCCUGGAGCGUCGGGUCCUACCUGCCCAUCCCCAAAGGAACUGCUAAUAUCUGUGUCCAUAGCAGUCAUGGACCAGUGCAUCGAGCUAAUGCUUCAUCUCUGGGUGUUGCAAACCGUAAUCAAGCUCCUGUGUGUGACAAAGCCAUGCUUCUCUGUCAGAACGGUGGAACGUGCCACCACCACCAGCGGUGCCACUGUGCUCCAGGUUUCACUGGCAUCCUUUGUGAGAGGGCACGAUGCCAGGGUCCUGGGCCCUGCGAGGACUACCCAACGUCUGGGCAGUCAUCCCUCCACCACGCCCUCCUCUUCCACAACCUCCAUCUCCUCUACCCUCUCCUCCUGGGCCCUCCAUGUCUGCUACUCUCCCUACUGCUCCCCCUGGUGGUGGUAUGGUUUUGCUGACAGUCGCUGUAUUCAUUACAAUUGGCCAGGGACUUUGAACUUGAACUUGGCCUUGUUGCAUUUUGAACGUCUUGGGGAAAGGAAAAGGAACUUUAGUCCCUAGACGGGACCAUCCAGGGACACUGACCGAGAUACAAUGUGUCCCAGUCCAGGGAUAAAAGAAGGAACCUUUUUCUUUUUUGAGUCAAAAGCCACCGUGACUGAGAUGAGGUAGAAGUGCAAUAUGGUGUUUGCUGAUAAACUGGAAGAUUAACGAAGAGAUGCUUUUGGUCAGAGAGAGACAGACAGCCAGCCAGCCAGCCAGACAGACAGACAGACAGACAGACAGAGAGACA
Messenger RNA from Coregonus clupeaformis (lake whitefish), 864 nucleotides. Its product is annotated as netrin-G1-like. NCBI's taxonomy places the organism in Eukaryota, Metazoa, Chordata, Actinopteri, Salmoniformes, Salmonidae. Gene Ontology annotation, molecular function: cell-cell adhesion mediator activity. The transcript is spliced from 4 exons. The annotation marks the transcript as partial. The record is from RefSeq and is a predicted model, not a curated record.